Molecule: messenger RNA, 3420 nt
Organism: Olea europaea var. sylvestris
Lineage: Eukaryota; Viridiplantae; Streptophyta; Magnoliopsida; Lamiales; Oleaceae
Product: receptor protein kinase TMK1-like
Exons: 2
Coding region: 389-3205 (938 amino acids)
Biological process (GO): protein phosphorylation
Molecular function (GO): protein kinase activity; protein binding; ATP binding
Source: RefSeq, a predicted model, not a curated record
ACCCAUUGGGCGCCACACGCGUGAGCCAACUUUACUUGUUUCCGUUCCCUCUUCGUCACCCUCAACUUUUACGGCGGAAUACACAUUACACACAGAGCAGCAACGGUACUUUCCAAGAUUCUAACCCUUUUUCUCCUCCAUUAUCGCCGUUUCAUAUGCUCUCAAAGAGCCCUUUUUCCCUCACGCCACCCCGCUCCCCAGUUCCUUUUCUAGAACCCCACAUUAUCCUUUCUCCAUAAAAUAUUAACGCUACUCAGAAGAGCAAGAAUUCUUUGGGUUCCGUGUUUCAGUCCUUUUUUUCUUUUCUUUUCUUUUUUAAUUUUUUGUUUUCUUUCCUCUGGAUGCCAGUUGUGUUAAAGAUCUGCGGCCUGAAUUUAAGAACAUCGACAUGGAUUCUUUUUCUAUGGUGUCAAAGUUAAUUUUGUUCGCCAUUUUAUUGUUCUUGGUCACUACUGGGAAUUCCCAAUCCGGUGAUGCUGGAGUAAUGCUAGAAUUGAAGAAGAAUAUUAACGCGCCGAGUUCACUCGGUUGGACUGACUCGGACCCCUGCAACUGGAAGAACGUUCGGUGCUCUAAAAAUGAUAAACGGGUCACCCGGAUCCAAAUUGGGGGUCAGGGUCUCAAAGGGUCUCUUCCACCUAACCUCAAUAAUCUCACUUCUUUACAGUACUUCGAAGUACAGUUAAAUGAACUCACUGGGUCACUCCCGAGUCUCGCCGGUUUGUCUUCGCUCCAGUCCCUCCUGCUCAACAACAACAAUUUCACCUCUAUACCACCUGAUUUCUUUAAUGGUAUGACUUCGUUACAGCAAGUUUACUUGGAUUAUAACCCCUUUUCGUCCUGGGGAAUUCCGGAUAGUCUUAAGAGUGCAUCGACAUUGCAAACAUUUUCAGCAAAUUCUGCUAAUAUUUCCGGGACAUUACCUGAUUUUCUUGUGGGCGAUGCGUUUUCGAGCCUGGUAAAAUUGCAUUUAGCCUUCAAUUAUCUCGAAGGCCCUUUGCCUUCAACAUUGUCUGGCUCAUCCAUACAGUCUUUAUGGCUAAAUGGCCAGUAUGGUAAUUCAAAAUUAAAUGGUUCUAUUGCUGUUUUACAAAACAUGACUCAAUUGACUGAGGUUUGGUUGCACGGAAAUUCAUUCUCAGGGCCCUUACCGGAAUUUUCAGGCUUAACCCAGUUGCAAAAAUUGAGUUUAAGGGAUAAUAGUUUGACAGGCCCGGUACCAGCAUCUUUGGUUGGACUGAAAUCACUGAUGGUGGUAAAUUUAACCAAUAAUAUGUUGCAAGGGCCAACACCGAAAUUUAGUAAUUCAGUGCAGGUGGAUAUGAAGGAGAAAACUAAUAGUUUCUGUUUACCUGUUCCUGGGGUUGAAUGUGAUUCCCGAGUUAAUGUUUUGCUUUCUGUGGCUCAGGACGUGGGGUAUCCGAUAACAUUUGCUGAGAACUGGAAAGGGAACGAUCCAUGUAUAUGGAUGGGGAUCGCUUGUAAUGGUGUGAACAUUACUGUGAUCAAUUUUCAAAGAAUGAGUCUCACUGGGACGAUUUCUCCUAAUUUCUCGGAUAUCUCAUCACUGCAGAAGUUGGUAUUGGCUAAUAACAAUUUGACCGGAACUAUUCCAAAUGAACUAGCCAACUUACCUAACCUUAAAGAGUUGGACGUUACAAAUAAUCAGAUUUAUGGGAGAGUUCCAAUGUUUAGAAGUAACGUGUUUGUGAAGACUGAUGGAAAUGUUAAUAUCGGGAAGGAUGCUCCACCUACAAAUUCCCCUGGUGGGAACUCCUCUGGGAAUUCACGUGGAUCGUCUUCUGAUGGUGGUAGAGGAGCAAAGGGUAAUGGAGAAAAGAAAUCAUUUACUGGAGUGGUGGUGGGAUCCGUCAUUGGUGGUGUUUGUGCACUUGUCUUUGCUGGGGCCUUGGUUUUAUGUCUCUAUAGAACAAAAUGCAAGCGUUCUGGUAGAGUUCAAUCUCCUAAUGCCCGGGUUUUACAUCCUCAGCACUUGGAGUCAGAAGAUGCUGCCAAGAUUACUAUUGCUGGUUCAAGCAUUAAUGGUGGAACGAGUGAGACUUAUAGUCACGGAAGCAGUGGUCCAAGUGAUAUUCAUAUCAUUGAGGCCGGUAAUAUGAUUAUCUCUAUUCAGUUGCUGAAAGAAGUGACAAAUAAUUUCAGCCAAGAUAAUAUAUUGGGAAGAGGAGGAUUUGGAACAGUUUAUAAAGGGGAGUUGCCUGAUGCGACUAAGAUAGCAGUUAAGCGGAUGGAAUCUGGAGUGAUGAGCGAGAAGGGUUUGGAUGAGUUCAAGUCUGAGAUUGCUGUUCUUACAAAAGUUCGACAUAGGCAUUUGGUUGCACUUUUAGGAUAUGGCUUGGAUGAAACUGAGAGGCUGCUUGUAUAUGAGUACAUGCCUCAGGGGACACUUAGUAGGUAUUUAUUUAACUGGAAGGAAGAAGGUUUGAAAGCACUUGAAUGGACAAAAAGGUUGACCAUUGCUUUGGAUGUGGCCAGAGGUGUUGAAUAUUUACAUGGUUUAGCACAACAAAGUUUUAUUCAUAGGGAUCUGAAACCAUCAAACAUACUCCUGGGAGACGAUAUGAGGGCUAAAGUUGCAGAUUUUGGACUUGUUCGUCUUGCUCCGGAUGGGAAAGCAUCACUUGUUACUAGAUUAGCUGGAACUUUUGGAUAUCUUGCCCCAGAAUAUGCAGUGACGGGUCGAGUGACUACUAAGAUUGACGUCUUCAGCUUUGGUGUGAUCCUAAUGGAGAUGAUCACAGGAAGAAAAGCUUUAGAUGAAACAGUUCCGGACGAUAGACAACAUCUGGUCCCAUGGUUUCGAAGGGCGCUUCUCGACAAGGACCACUUCCGCAAAGCCAUUGACCCAACACUUGAUCUGGAUGAAGAAACUCUGGCUAGUAUCAAUACCGUUGCUGAGCUGGCUGGUUACUGCUGCUCUCGGGAACCUUAUCAAAGGCCUGACAUGGGUCAUGCCGUCAAUGUGCUUUCGUCUCUUGCCGAGCUCUGGAAACCAACGGAACCUACUGAUCCAGAAGACAUAUAUGGCAUUGAUUAUGAUAUGUCAUUACCUCAAGCAGUGAAGAAAUGGCAGGCUCUCGAGGGAAUGAGUGGCAUGGAUGGUAGCACUGAAAACACUCAAACGAGUAUACCCACUCGGCCAUCAGGGUUCGCGGAUUCUUUUGCAUCUGCAGAUGGUCGAUGAGAUCAUAAGAUUUGCUGAAAUUGAGGUAUUUUGGUAUAGAGGUCUGAUUGUUGAUUCCUUGGGAUUUUCCUCCCCUCUCUUGUCUUGCCUUGCGGCGUUCUUUGAUUUUAAUCCUAUGUUGGAGAUGUUUUUAUUGUAAUAUACAGAAUUUAAUCUCUGCAUUUUCUUCUUAGGUAAUUUUGAAAUGCAAAUAUGAAGGGGUUUUUAUUUUCUUA